AUGCCCAGUUUUCUCUUGUCUCACCUGCUGGGCAUAUGGCUGCUGCUCGACCAGCUCCCCAGAGCUCGCUCACUCAAGGACACAGACAGAGUGAAGCUAUGUGGCCGUGAAUUAAUACACUUCCUGAUUCAACUCUGUGGAGAAGUGAGCUGGAGGAGAGGUUUCAGUGGAACUCUGCCAUCACCGAAGUCCAUCGUGGCUGAAGAUAAUGUAUCAUCCUACAUCAACCAUGACACAGAAAUGUUAAAUAAGAUACCAGAAGUCACUCCUAAUUUUCUAAAGGAAGGGAUGGCAAAUGAAGAACCUACAGAAGUGAUGAAGAACAGAGCAAAUGGAGCAGGAGAUGACAGCCUUUCAAAAUUAAAAGGUUUUGGCUUAGAAAAACUUUCCCGACCAAAGACAAGGCAAGAAGGUCUGGUUGUCAAGUGUUGUAAACAAGGGUGUCGCAUAAAAGAAUUAAAAGCAGCAUGUUAG
Messenger RNA from Elephantulus edwardii (Cape elephant shrew), 474 nucleotides. RefSeq names its product prorelaxin-like. The transcript is spliced from 2 exons. Bases 1 to 474 code for a protein of 157 amino acids. The record is from RefSeq and is a predicted model, not a curated record. NCBI's taxonomy places the organism in Eukaryota, Metazoa, Chordata, Mammalia, Macroscelidea, Macroscelididae. Gene Ontology annotation, molecular function: hormone activity. Gene Ontology annotation, cellular component: extracellular region.